Messenger RNA from Homalodisca vitripennis (glassy-winged sharpshooter), 1443 nucleotides. RefSeq lists its product as uncharacterized. NCBI's taxonomy places the organism in Eukaryota, Metazoa, Arthropoda, Insecta, Hemiptera, Cicadellidae. The record is from RefSeq and is a predicted model, not a curated record. The transcript has a single exon. Bases 1 to 1443 code for a protein of 480 amino acids.
AUGGUGUACCCUCUCCUAUUUCCCAACGGGGAAUACGGAUACAGAACGGGUGUACCACACAGGCAGACAAACAGAACAGUGACGUUGAGACAAUUUUACUCGUGGCGAUUGGCCAUCAGGAAUGGCUUCUCCAUCCUGCACAACGGAGGAAAGUUGUUUCAACAGUACAUUGUUGACGCAUGGUGUAAAGUCGAGGCAAAUCAACUUUGGUUCAUUCGGCAGAACCAGCGAUCACUGAGAGUGGAAAAUUAUCGUGGUCUUCGUAGGUACCUGGAAGAAAGAGCGCGUGCGUUGGGAGCUCGGGUUGGAAAAUUGGUAGUGCUCCCAGCCAUGACUGUAGGAUCGCCGCGUUAUAUGCAGGCCAGGUACCGCGAGGCCAUGGCGAUUGUGGCACGUUACGGGAAACCAGAUCUCUUCAUUACUUUCACAACAAAUCCUAAUUGGCCCGAAAUUCAAGAGAAUCUGGAACAUCACCAACGCUUUGAACACCGACCGGACUUGGUCUGUCGCGUGUUCAAAUCAAAAUUCACACAAUUCCUCGACAACUUGAACAAAAGACAGGUGCUAGGUGUUACACAAACGUACACCUACGUAAUCGAAUUCCAAAAAAGGGGGCUUCCACAUGCCCACGUUUUAAUCACAAUGAGACCUGAGGACAAAAUUACGAUCGACAAUGGAAAUGACAUUGUCUGUGCCGAGUUCCCCGACCGUGACAUGGACCCAACACUGUACGACAUCAUAGCUGAACACUAUGUUCACAGACCCUGUGGAGCCAACAAUCCCAUCGCCCCCUGUAUGCGAGACGGUAAGUGCUCCAAAGGCUAUCCGAUGUCGUUCAAUGAUGAGACCAUAAUUGAUCACGUCAGGAGACCUGUUUAUCGCAGGCGACGUGACGGCCGAACAGCAGUCGUCGAGGAAACGGUAAUCGACAACCGAAGAAUUGUGCCAUACAACCGGUACUUUGCCAAAAAAUACAUGUGCCACAUCAAUUUCGAAGUCUGCGCCACACUCUCGAGCAUGAAGUACCUCUACAAGUAUGUACACAAGGGCGCAGACUGUAUCACAAUUCAAGCCAGUGACACUGGCGAUCAAACACUUGACUGGGACGAAAUUCAAAAUUAUUUAGACUGUCGUUACUUCAGUUCAACGGAAGCCGCGUACCGACUUAUGACAUUUCCUCUCGCAGACAGAUCACAUUCGGUAAUGACUUUGCCGGUUCAUUUGGAAUAUGAACAAGCCAUUCUGUUUGAUGACGACCUCCCUGAAGAGGACGUUGCAGCUGCAGUUGAUAAGCCAACGAAAUUGAUGGCGUGGUUCAUAUUGAACAACACAGACGUGGAAACCCGGCAAUUGACAUAUGUUGAGAUUCCUGAACACUACACGUGGAACAACAGAGAGGCAGUGUGGGGAAAAAGAAGGCAAAUCUCAAAGACGAUUGGUUGA